AUGUCGGACAACAUACCGGACGAACUGGUGAUGGAAAUUCUGGGAAGACUACCAGUGAGAACUCUUCUUCGAUUCAGGUGCGUAUGUAAAUCUUGGUGUUCUCUGAUCAGUAGUGAAAAUUUUGUUACCUUCUGGUUCAAUCAGACAAAACGCAGCGUGAACAACAUGAACAACCUUCUCCUCAAGCACUACACUUUACAUGAUAAACCUCAUAAACAAGAACAUUUUUCUUUGCAUCUCGAUGAUGAAUCAUUCACUGAGUACCCUUUGAAUAAAGGAAGUCGUCCAGUCGCAAGAUUUGACCAUUUAACCGUGGUUGGUUCUUGCAAUGGCAUGGUAUGCGUUGCUGAGGAUCAUACUUUAUAUUUGUGGAAUCCCAGUGUUAGGAAAUUUGUUGUACUCCCAAGACCUCUCAAAAUUUUACAUAACAAACUUUAUUAUGUGCUUGCUCUUGGACUCGGAUUCGAUUCCACAACUAAUGACUAUAAGGUGGUUAGAAUUGUUUAUUUAUCUGGUGGUUACCUAUCUGUUGACAGAGAGGUUGACAUUUAUUCUCUUAAAGAGGGUGGUUGGAGAAGGAUUAGUGCUAUUAGUGGUUCUUGUUGGGUACCUCGUAUUGAUUGUGAGAAAUCUCAAGCCUACCUCAAUGGGGCUAUCCAUUGGGUUACAGGCUGGAGUCAUAAUUCGUUUAUUGUUUUAUUCAAUUUGAGCACGGAAGUAUUCUAUAAGAUUGAGCUACCAACAAGUCUAGGUCAUAUAAGAGAAGCACAUAGCUUGUCUCUUGGGGUGUUUCAAGACUCACUUUGUGUGUUCCAAAGUGAUACUUAG
Messenger RNA from Cornus florida, 828 nucleotides. Its product is annotated as putative F-box protein At3g16210. The transcript has a single exon. The record is from RefSeq and is a predicted model, not a curated record. Bases 1 to 828 code for a protein of 275 amino acids. NCBI's taxonomy places the organism in Eukaryota, Viridiplantae, Streptophyta, Magnoliopsida, Cornales, Cornaceae. Gene Ontology annotation, molecular function: protein binding.